AUGCCGGCGGCGGUCGGCCUCUGCCAGUGCGACCCACUCGUGGUUGUCGCCCGCCGUCGGUGUUUGCGAGACGCGGCUCUCAGCGCAGCGCUUGUGGGCGCCUGGCGCGGCUGCACCCUCCGUGGCGCCGCCGCGUCGGAGGCCGCUCACACCCCUCGUCUUCAUCCCUGCCUCUCCCCCACCAUGCUCUUAACUGCCGCACAACCUGAGUCCUUUGUUGUGCUGGUUGCGCUCGUUCCCCCUGGAGCAUCACAACAAGCGCUUCUGGAUGGCGCACACUGCAAGCAAGGCAUUACUCCACGGUUUUGA
Messenger RNA from Closterium sp. Naga37s-1, 309 nucleotides. NCBI's taxonomy places the organism in Eukaryota, Viridiplantae, Streptophyta, Zygnematophyceae, Desmidiales, Closteriaceae. The record is from the annotation of a GenBank genome assembly.